CGCGCCGCGGCGCGGACUGGUGUGCGGGCGCGGCUGCGGCGGCCGCGCGGCGGGGCCCCGGGAGGCGGGCCGCUGAACGGGGCGCGCGGCCCCGAGGAUGCGGGAGCGGGAGCAGCGCUGGCGUGGAUGUUCCCUUUCCCCGGCCUUCGGAGACUCGGUUGCUUUUUAAUGGCGGCAGCGGCUGCUGGGUGAGCAGCCGGAGCCAGGACAGGAUCGCUUCCUCCCGGUGUCACCAGAGCUGGAUUAGUGGGGGUGCUUUUCUCUCUUUACGCCUCCGCUCUUGAAGGGAGAAGAUGCCACUGCCGUUUGGGUUGAAACUGAAACGCACCCGGCGCUACACUGUGUCCAGCAAGAGCUGCCUGGUUGCCCGGAUUCAGCUGCUCAAUAAUGAGUUUGUGGAAUUUACGCUGUCGGUGGAAAGCACUGGCCAGGAGAGCCUUGAGGCUGUGGCCCAGAGACUGGAGCUGCGAGAGGUCACUUACUUCAGCCUCUGGUACUACAAUAAGCAAAAUCAACGCCGGUGGGUAGAUUUGGAAAAACCUCUGAAGAAGCAGCUGGACAAAUAUGCAUCGGAACCUACCGUCUAUUUUGGGGUGGUGUUUUACGUGCCUUCAGUUUCACAGCUGCAGCAGGAAAUUACCAGGUAUCAGUAUUAUCUGCAGCUGAAGAAAGAUGUCUUGGAAGGAAACAUUCCUUGUACAUUAGAACAAGCAAUUCAGCUAGCAGGCUUAGCUGUGCAAGCUGAUUUUGGUGACUUCGAUCAGUAUGAAUCCCAGGACUUUCUUCAGAAAUUUGCCUUGUUUCCUGUGGGGUGGUUACAAGAUGAAAAAGUACUGGAAGAAGCAAUCCAAAAAGUGGCCUUACUACACCAGAAAUACAGGGGACUCACAGCUCCUGAUGCUGAAAUGCUGUACAUGCAGGAGGUGGAGAGGAUGGGUGGCUAUGGCGAGGAGAGCUACCCUGCAAAGGAUAGCCAAGGAAGUGACAUAUCCAUUGGAGCAUGUCUUGAAGGUAUCUUUGUGAAACACAAGAAUGGAAGGCCUCCUGUGAUAUUUAGGUGGCAUGAUAUUGCUAACAUGUCCCACAACAAGUCCUUCUUUGCAUUAGAGCUGGCAAAUAAAGAAGAGACCAUCCAGUUUCAAACUGAAGAUAUGGAAACAGCAAAAUAUGUAUGGAGACUCUGUGUUGCACGACACAAAUUUUACAGACUAAAUCAGUGUAACCUGCAAACUCAGAGUGUCACAGGGAACCCCAUCAGGAGGAGGUCUUCUUCAAGGAUGUCUCUGCCUAAACCUCAGCCCUACGUGAUGCCUCCCCCACCCCCGCUGCACUAUAAUGGACAUUAUACGGAACCAUAUGCUUCUUCCCAAGAUAACCUCUUCAUGCCCAACCAGAAUGGAUACUAUUGUCACUCUCAGACAAGUCUGGAUAGACCCCAGAUGGACCUCAACGGUCGGAUCCGAAACGGCAGUGUCUACAGCGCACACAGCACUAACUCCCUAAAUAACCCUCAGUCCUACCUGCAGCCCUCGCCCAUGUCCUCCAACCCCAGCAUCACUGGGAGCGACGUCAUGAGACCCGACUACGUCCCGUCCCACAGGCACAGCGCCCUGAUACCCCCGUCCUACCGCCCGACCCCGGACUAUGAGACUGUGAUGAAGCAGCUCAACCGGGGGCUGGUGCACGCAGACCGGCAGAGCCACUCUCUGCGGAACCUCAGCAUCGGCAACUCCUAUGCCUACAGCCGGCCAGACGCCCUGGUCUACAGCCAGCCCGAGAUCCGCGAGCAUGCGCACGUGGCCUCGCCACCGGCGCACUACCCGCUCACCCUCAACUACAGCUUCCACAGCCCGUCCCCGUACCCCUACCCCGCGGAGCGGAGGCCCGUCGUGGGCGCCGUCAGUGUCCCUGAGCUGACCAACGUCCAGCUGCAGGCCCAGGACUAUCCAGCCGCCAACAUCAUGAAGACGCAGGUGUACCGGCCGCCGCCGCCCUACCCAUACCCGAGGCCGGCCAAUAGCACCCCAGACCUGUCGCGCCACCUGUACAUCAGCAGCAGCAACCCCGACCUGAUCACGCGGCGCGUGCACCAUUCAGUGCAGACGUUCCAGGAGGACAGCCUGCCGGUGGCCCACUCCCUGCAGGAGGUCAGCGAGCCCCUGACCGCCGCGCGGCGCGCCCAGCUGCACAAGCGCAACAGCAUCGAGGUGGCGGGGCUGGCGCACGGGCUCGAGGGCCUGCGGCUCAAGGAGCGCACCCUGUCGGCGUCGGCCGCCGAGGUGACCCCGCGCGCCGUCUCCGCGGCCUCCCAGCAGAGCGUGUUCGGCGAGAGGACGAAGCAGGAGGAGCCCGAAGAGCAGGAAGGUUUGAGAUACGGCCAUAAGAAGUCCCUCUCAGACGCCACCAUGCUGAUACACAGCAGCGAAGAGGAGGAGGAUUUUGAGGAGGAAAGCAGAGCACAGGCUGCGCCCCGGCGGCCCGGAGGCUGCCCCCGGGAGCCCUCGCUCCCGGCCGGGCCCCUGCAGGUGCUGGAGCCCCAGCCGCACACGCGUGCCGCCAGCCCCCGGGUGCCCCGCAGGGACGGGCUGCUGACGCCCUCCAUGUCUGAGUCCGACCUCACCACGUCGGGGCGGUACCGCGCCAGGAGGGACUCUCCUAAGAAGAGGCCGGUGUCGGACCUCCUCUCCGGCAGGAAGAACGUGGUGGAAGGCCUGCCGCCGGUGGGGGGUAUGAAAAAGACUCGACUUGACGCAAAAAAAAUUGGUCCCCUUAAAUUGGCUGCCCUAAACGGCCUCUCCCUGUCUCGACUGCCUUUGCCUGAUGAAGGGAAGGAAGUACCUGCCAGAGCAACGAAUGAUGAAAGGUGUAAAAUUCUGGAACAACGGUUAGAACAGGGAAUGGUAUUCACAGAAUAUGAAAGAAUUCUGAAAAAACGGCUAGUUGAUGGUGAGUGCUCAAUAGCACGACUCCCUGAAAAUGCAGAAAGGAAUCGAUUCCAAGAUGUUCUUCCCUAUGACGAUGCUAGAGUGGAAUUGGUCCCAACUAAAGAAAACAAUACUGGUUACAUCAAUGCAUCCCAUAUUAAGAUCUCUGUCAGUGGAAUUGAAUGGGAUUAUAUUGCCACACAGGGACCAUUACAGAAUACCUGUCAGGAUUUUUGGCAAAUGGUGUGGGAACAGGGAAUUGCAAUUAUAGCAAUGGUGACAGCAGAAGAGGAAGGUGGAAGGGAGAAGAGUUUUAGGUAUUGGCCACGACUUGGUUCUAGGCACAACACUGUCACCUAUGGAAGGUUUAAGAUCACAACCCGGUUCCGCACAGACUCUGGUUGCUAUGCCACUACGGGCUUAAAGAUGAAGCACCUUCUCACGGGGCAGGAGAGGACAGUUUGGCAUCUCCAAUACACAGAUUGGCCUGAGCAUGGCUGUCCAGAAGACAUCAAGGGAUUUUUGUCAUAUCUUGAAGAGAUCCAGUCUGUUCGACGCCAUACAAAUAGUACAAGUGAACCCAAAAGCCCCAACCCUCCGUUGUUGGUCCAUUGCAGUGCUGGAGUAGGAAGGACUGGUGUCGUCAUUUUGUCAGAGAUCAUGAUUGCCUGCCUGGAACACAAUGAGGUGUCGGACAUCCCGAGAGUGCUGGACAUGCUGAGGCAGCAGAGGAUGAUGCUGGUGCAGACCCUCUGCCAGUACACAUUUGUGUACAGAGUUCUCAUUCAGUUCCUGAAAAGCUCCAGGCUCAUCUAAGCUCCCACCCUUCUUAUGGGGACCCUGUCAUGUGAAGUGUUUACAGCUAAAAAAAAAGUGCUUGCCUAACUCACACUUGCCCAACUCCUAUUUGCUGCCCCUUGACACUUGAUCCAGGCAACACUAUAUUGGGACAUAAAUGGUGCAGUGUGAAUGGCAAUGCACUGAAGGAAAUAUGCAAAGCACAAGGCUGCAGAAGGGGAUUACCUGCCUGGGAAAGGUGCUGGGAAAGGGUGUUUCAAGGGCAUUGCCCCACUCCCGUCUGUCUGAUUUGCAGUACUUGCACACAUUUUGGAGAUUGUAUUUUGUAUACAAUUCUCUAUUUUACUGAAGCUAUGCUGGGCAAUUCUGGCAAUCAUUAAAGUGCAUAGAUUUCUAUCUUAAACUAGUUUUUCAUAAUGGAAUUUUAUUUUAUGACUGAAAUAUUGAGGGAUUUUCUUAGUGAGAAACUGAACUUUCCAUAGGGAUGAUCCACGAAUAUGAGUGGUUCCUGUAUAACUUUGUAUUUAAAACCAUGUUAUUAUAUCUUUUGUUAUUUUUAAAAAACCUUGGGGACUUUAUGGUUUUGUUACCAAACCGAAAACUAUAAGGAAAAUCUUUAAGUGUUAUUUUAAAACAUGGAAAGCAUUUUUAUAUCCAGAAAUUUUUUUAUCCUAAAAAUUCUAUAUAAUUGUAGUUUCUAUAUUUUCCACACAGGAGCUCCAUUCAUUAAGGUACAAAAACGAGUCAAUUAAUGUAAAGGAAAGUUGGGAAUAAAGGCACAUUAUUUAAAAUGGAAGAGAAUAAUCCGAUGCACAGUUUUUCAGUAUUAUUCAUAAACUUAAAUGAGCUUGCCUUGGUUGAAAAUGAAGUGAAAAACAAUUGCCUAGGGUAGUUUCAAGCACUUUUUAUUGAAAACAAAUAUGAGUUUUAAUAUAUGUAUUACUUUAUAGAUGAAACAACAAUAGAUACUACUUCAGAAGGAAUGUUUUAGAGGAGAGAAGAAUUACGAGUAUGUGAAAUGACUAGGAUGAGAGUAAGUGGAGUGUGAUGGUGGUGAAUGCAGGUGCCUUUGUCUUUACAAAGUGCAGUGUUAUCUAUACUUACACUGAGGUGCUGCGUUGGAGAGUAGGCUGGGGAGGGUGGGGGCUGACCCUGUAGCACUGUCCCAAAGGAACGCAAGGCGGCUCACUGUCAGUGACUUCCUUUGUUUUCUGGAAGUUCUUCCACCUAAACCUGUAUCUUUUUUUUUUUUUAAAUAAAUAAAUUCAGGUUUAUAUUAUCAUUUAUUUUCUUUUGGUUGAAGGAAAGGAAUAGUUACCAAAAGUUUUCACCUCUCCUCCCAAAACCACAGCCCACAUUUGUGCAAUUACCUGAGGUUGCUAUGGUAUUCAAAAGAAUUUUAGCUCCUUCAUCUCCUGGGUCAGUUUUAGCUGUUCAGUCUUUCCUCCCCAGCCCAUUUAGGCACACAGUAGGGGACGGAGCCAAGCUGAGAUAAAAGGGAGGAGUGUUUCUGGCCCCAAGCUAAGAUGGGUUUGUCUUAGUUGCUGUCCAGUACAUAAGGGUUAAUUUAUACUUUUAUCUGAGGACGCAUCCUUUUUUUUUCCUUCUUAGGCAGUUCCUUAUAACAGAGAGCUUCCAAAAUGACAAAUCUAGGGCUAUUUUUCCCACUUACAAUAUGUAAGGCAUAUUCUGAUCUCUCAUAUAACUUCGAAAGCUGUGUAAUCACUAAAUAUGUCUGCCAGCCUAACCAACCAUCUAAGAGGGGAAGUCAGAAUAUACAAAUGAAAAUAAUAUUGAAAGUGGGCACAUGUCUCACUUAGGAACAAAUUACUAAUUUUAGAUCUAAAAUUCUUUUAGAAGUUCUAUUUAAAGAACAAUAGACAGACCCAUUUUCUUCUGUAACAUCUACUGUGAAGAAAAUAUUCAGAAAGAGCUCCCCAGAAGAAUGGAAUAGAGUUUUAUGGCAUUGUUCCCAUCUCCACACCGUAUAAAACAGAUAGCAAUUUUUCUGAUGCUCUUUUUUUACUUUCAGUGGUACAUUUUUAAAAAAUGCAUUUCCGUCAGGUUUAAACAUUUUGAAGUAUCCUGUUAACAGGAACAUAUUGUAAAACAAAAAUCUAAUUAAAGAGUAAUAUAUGGUAUAUUGGUGUUCCUCUUGUAAUAAUUUCAUAAGUAAAUUUCUUAGGGAUAAAUUACAGUGUUUAAGUGUCACUCUUAAAUGUCACAUUUUUGACAUUGCUUCUAAGAGCUAUGCAAUAAACUUAAUUGCAGUUAGUGAAUAGGAAGGGAUUUCUGAAUAAAAAUCAGUCUACAUUUCUGGAGUUUGAAAUGAGAUUGUCAUUUUCUUUUUUUUUUUUGCAGUUUUUGACCAGGGCCGGGUUUGAACCCACCACCUCCGGUAUAUGGGGCCAGCGCCCUACUCCCUGAGCCACAGGUGCCACCCUGAAAUGAGAUUGUCAAGAGCAAACUGUAGAACAUUGAGGUUUCAUAAGUUUGCCAUGUCUAAAUUAAAGAUGUUACUAUCUGCCAAACGUAUAUAAUGCUUCAUGUAUCCCUUAGUGUCUUUUAGUUACUGAAUAUUAAUUUCAUAUCAAAAUUAUAAAAAUGUACAUUUCUACAAAAAGUAGGUUAUAAGCCAGUGUUUUCCACUGAUCACUUUUGGUAUCUCUGGCAUCAGUUUUUUUGAUUAGUGGGAGUCUUCUGGGGAAAUAUUUUAGUUGGUAGUUUUGAGCACAGAAAGUAUUUAUUUUAGAAUUAUCAUUUGGAAUGUUAUUUGUAGUCAUUAUUAGUUUCUUCUGGAACAUCUACUGUGAAGUAUUCAGAAAGCCCUAGAAUUUAGUCUUUAAAAAUCUUCAGCAGGAUUAAACAGAAGCUGGGCCCGUACUUCCUUAGAAACUUCCAGAAAGCAAUGUAUAGCCAGAACCAGAGCCAGGAGUGUGGUGGUAUGGCACUGAGUGAUAGCAGCACGGCUUGGCCAGCUUUUCCAUGAAGCUUUCAUCAUCAGAAGAAAACCGUCAUUUCAAGUGGGUUGAUAUACUAAUGUUCACAAUAUUGAGAGAAUUUCAAUAUUUAAUAUAUACAAGCAUAUAUAGUAGAAUAUAUUAAACAGGAGGUCGUUGAUUACUUAACCAAGAGCAGGUUUGAGAUUUACAUGAGCAAAUGGAAACAAGAACUGCUAUUUAUUGUACAUUGUUUCUUAAAUCAGACUUUUUAAAGGAAGUAUUUUGGAUAUAAAUGUAGGGGAAUUUGCUUCCCAGAAAAAAGAUUUCAUGUGGAACAAGCUAAGAUUAUCCCUUUGCAGUUUUAAAUUUGUUUUGAAAAAAUAAUUAAAUUGCAGGGAGCUCUUCUUUUAUUAUUUUUUUAUUUUUUAUUUUUUGAGACAGAGUCUCACUUUGUUGCCCUUGUUAGAGUGCCAUGGCGUCAUAGUUCACAGCAACCUCCAACUCUUGGGCUCAAGUGAUUCUCUUGCUUCAGACUCCCAAGUAGCUGGGACUACAGGCACCUGCCACAAGGCCCAGCUAUUUUUAGAGAUGGGGGUCUCACUCUGGCCCAGGCUGGUCUUGAACCUGUGAGCUCAGGCAGUCCACAGGUGUGAGCCACUGUGCUAGGCCUGGAGCUCUUUUUUGAAGCUGAGGAUUAAAAAAAUACUCUACAUUUCAAAAGUAGAGUAAUAACUCCGUUAAGAAUUUGCCUGGGAGGGCGGCGCCUGUGGCUCAGUCGGUGGGGCGCUGGCCCCAUAUGCCAAGGGUGGCGGGUUCAAACCCGGCCCCGGCUGAACUGCAACCAAAAAAUAGCUGGGCAUUGUGGCGGGCGCCUGUAGUCCCAGCUACUCGGGAGGCUGAGGCAAGAGAAUCGCUUAAGCCCAGGAGUUGGAGGUUGCUGUGAGCUGUGUGAUGCCACGGCACUCUACCCGAGGGCCAUAAAGUGAGACUCUGUCUCUACAAAAAAAAAAAAAAAAGAAUUUGCCUGGGAAAACAUUUCUCAAAAGAAAACAAGUUUUUCAAAUUCCUGUAGAUAAGGGCUGCAUAUACCCUACUAUAUAAUUACUUAUAGAAAAAUAACAAAAAAUCAGGCAGUUCAGUUUAAAGUUUGCAUUUUAAACUGGAUUUUAAACUUGCAUUUUAAACUUGGAUUUUAGAAGAUAUUCAAAGGGAUACUUGGAUUGUUAAAAGUGGUGUAGUUUUCUUAAUUUAUUUAUUCUUUUUUUCUUUUAGAUGUUAUAAAGGCUGAAUUGAAAUGGUGUAGUUUUCUAUUUCAGGUAGUUCUCAAAUAAAAAUGUUAUGGAAGUUCACUUGCAUAUUGCAUUUAAAAUUCUUUUUUUUUUUUUUUUUGUAGAGACAGAGUCUCACUGUACCGCCCUCGGUAGAGUGCCGUGGCGAGCAUAUUGCAUUUAAAUAUAGCAGUAUUUACCCUUGUAAGUGAUGCUCCAGAUAUUAACUUAAGUUUGUCCCCCCAAAGCUUAUACAACCCUAGGGGCCUGGAAAGUUAAGCUGUGGUAUAAAAUCAGAUUGCUAAACAGUAUUCUGGACUUCCUGAAAGUCUAUAGCUUGACUCUCUACUGUACCCUGGUGGUGAGGUCAGAGAAUAAAUUCUCUCUGCUUCUAUAGGGCAGUGGCCACUAAGACUCAGAAAGCAAUUUAGGUCAGACUGGUCAGUGUUUCAUGGAAAGACUUAACAGAAGUGAAUAUUCCAGUGUUUGUUGCAGGAAGGUGAGUGGUACGUGGGUAGGUAACAGAAUGGGGCUUAUGAUGAAGCAAGCAGUGUUGCUGCCUAUGAAACUGUUAAAGAAUGGGCCAAAAAGGAAGUUUAACGUUUGUAGCACUCAGGUGAGGGAUCAGCAGUCCAAAGGCAAAUAUGUAAAGGUUAUCCGCUGGUCACAUAUAGGUAAAGUAUGCCUGCACAUAAUUUCUCCAAAAAUGUUUAAAUUACCCAUGUAUAUUUGACAAAAAUACUUAGCUUUCAAAACUCUAGAAUACAUCUAAAUAUUUCCUGACAUUGAUGAGUUAAGAAAGGGAUAGUAGCCAUAUACUUUUAAGUUUUGCUUUAGUGUAUUAAAAACAAGUACAAAUGGAUGACAAGACAGGAAUAAUUGUGUUUACUUCUAACAGUAUCACUGACAUACUAGUCCACAUUUCUGUAUAUUACUAGUUAGCUAAUUCAUUAACUUCUAUUAAAUGAUUUGUGGUAUAUAAAAUGAGAGGGCCCUUUAAAAUCUGUAAAAUCCUGUGGCUUUGAAUCUACAAUGCGGUAUACCUGCGCUGGCUAUGGCAGUACACAAGUAGCAUGAUUGUAGUGUAAAAAACCUUCAAUUUGAACUGGCAGGUGGUUUUUUAACUGUGCAAAAAUACUAUAUUAAGUUGUCAAACACAAAUACUACUGACAUUUAAGGGUGCAUGUGUAUUUUAAAUUCGGACUCUAUAAAAACUUGGUGAAACUAACAUGUGCAGUGUUUACUCAGUGAGACCUUGUCUCUACAAAAAAAGAUCUCUACUGCCAACGAAAUUCAGAAGGUUGGAUUAUUAUCUGGUUUGCCAGAAUAUGAAUCUGAGCCUCAAUUUGGGGGGUAAGUUGAUGAGACUAGUACAUGUUUAAUUGUAACUAGUUUUCUGUUUCCAUCGGCUCAUUCAUCAACUGAACAAAUGAAUGGGGAAUAUAAACUAAUAUACUAACAGAGUGUCCAAAUUUUUUUGUCCUGGGAGUUUAUUAGGAAUCACUUGAAAUUAAUGAUUGAAUGAGAAAUAUUUGGUACUUACAGUUAUCAAUAUUUAUUGGAAUAUAAUUUAAUUUUAGAGCUAAGUGUCCUGAGAGGAUUUUGGUAAGGUUUUGUAGUUUUCUGGAAUAAUACCAGGCAACCCUGGUUUAGCCCGAACCAAGUGAAUAUUCUCCAGAGGUGACAAAUUUCUUUUUAAAACAGAUUUAAUUAAAACAAGAGUAAAAAGAAUACAGAAUGCUUCAAGCCAUAUAAACCAAAAAGGUAAAAGAAAAGUAAGAAAAAGCAUUGUAGUCUGCAACCACUUCUAGGUUGGUAGAGCUCUACUGGUUUUGUUUGCUGGUUUGUUUUCUGUGGCACAAUAGAGAAAUUGAGAAGAUAGUUAUUGUGGAGGGAUGAUUCUGAGUGGUUAUUGAAAAUUUGCUAAUAUGAUCAGUUUAGACCCUCUCCAUAUUAGGUUUUUUAAAUUUCUAUAUUAAGGGUAAGCAUCCUAACAUAAUUGAUGUAAUUAGGAAAAGAAAAAAAGGGUAAGCAGCUUAAUUUCCAGUAGACUUGAGCUAUUACAUAUUUAUCAGUAGAUUCAAUUUCUAAGUAAUACAUUGAAAAUGGGAAAAAAUUAAAAUCUGUAAUUAUAUAAAGCCUUUUAAAAAACUCAGAUAUACAGUCAAAUCUUACUCAAAAGAUUGGCACUGGGCUGAAGUAUUGUUGCUUUUUACUGUAUUCUCAAGUAAUUUUUUUACAUUAAAAUAUAAAACAGCUUUUUAUGCAGAUAUUGUUACAUGUUAAAUGAAUAUUUUCUAUAAGUCAUCUCCAUGUUUUCAUGUAUUGUACCAUUAACUGAGGUGAAAACUCUGACUUAUAACAGAGCUUUUUUAGUUCAGAGGGAGAAUUACACUGUAACAAACCAGAAAUCUGUUGUAUGUUUCUGUGUUGUUUUAUUGAACCAAACCAAACUCUAACCAUAGAAAAUUUAGCAAAGCAUAAUUUAAAAAAUCUAAAUGGCAAAUAUAUAAAAAAUAAAAAUUUCAAAAGAUGUUAAUAUGAGUUAAUAUGCCUGGCAAACCUAAAACCAAAAUUUGGAGAAAAUUUAUAUGAAAUACAUUUUUCUAGAAAGUUGCCCUGUAAUUUAAGCAAUGCACUGGGAAUCUACUUUUUCAAAAUGGUAAUAUAAAUACUAAUCUGGCAUUUUCUAGUUUAAAAAGUAAUUUUAUGUGCCACUGUCUCAUAAUCAGUCAUGUAAAAAUGUAUAAUCAGAAGUUUAAUUCGAAACUUAAUUGGUUUGUAAAGGUGUGUACAUUUAAUGGGCAAAAAAACUUGAAUGGUUGAAUGUAAUAUAUGUGAAAUGAGUAUAUUUUUGCCAUGAAAAUAAAUAUUUGAAGCAAGA
Molecule: messenger RNA, 10816 nt
Organism: Nycticebus coucang (slow loris)
Lineage: Eukaryota; Metazoa; Chordata; Mammalia; Primates; Lorisidae
Gene: PTPN21
Product: protein tyrosine phosphatase non-receptor type 21
Exons: 19
Coding region: 294-3740 (1148 amino acids)
Biological process (GO): protein dephosphorylation
Cellular component (GO): cytoskeleton
Molecular function (GO): protein tyrosine phosphatase activity
Source: RefSeq, a predicted model, not a curated record